Phytophthora megakarya is the source of this 684-nucleotide messenger RNA. The record is from the annotation of a GenBank genome assembly. Lineage: Eukaryota; Oomycota; Peronosporomycetes; Peronosporales; Peronosporaceae.
AUGGCGAACCAAUUUGUAUUGGACUCCCAAGACGACUUGUUUUACGUGAACCGGAACACCCCAGAACGUCCUCGAGACGCCGUAGACCGUCUCUGCCUGGUAAUAUCUCGGGAUCUCCAGGAGGACAUUCUGCACCACUGCCACGUGGACUUCCAAGGCGCUCAUCAGGGGAUCAUCCGGACCUACGAGAGACUGCCUACGGAGUUCUACUGGAUUGGCAUGUUUAAGCACACCGAGCAGUACGUCAAAGAGUGCGUUGACUGUGUCACGGCUAAGGGACUAUCCCGGAACCCGGGCCCGACACUCGGCAACCUGUUGGCUACGCGACCGUUCCAGGUCGUCUCCAUGGACUUUGUGAUACUGCUACUUCGGUCCGCAUGGGCCAAUACGGCGCUGCUCCUGUUCCAGUGCGCGUUCUCUGGUUUUAUCAUGAGCAAGGCCAUGGCGAGCACUGAAGCCCAAGCUGUGGCUGAAGCCUACGAAGAGUGCAUGUUCCGGAGAUUCGGAGCCAGUGAGAUGAUCCGUCACGGCCGAGACCCGCGCUUUAUGGAUCAGGUGUUCAAGCACUUUCGGGAGAUGCUCGGGAGCAGGCAACGCGUGACUCUAGUGUAUCGCCCCCAGGCCAAUGGACAACAAGAGAGGUCCGUGCAAACGAUGAUCCGCAGUGUUAAGGCGUACGUAUAG